Messenger RNA from Mus musculus (house mouse), 11928 nucleotides. RefSeq names its product chimerin 2 (gene Chn2). The record is from RefSeq and is a predicted model, not a curated record. NCBI's taxonomy places the organism in Eukaryota, Metazoa, Chordata, Mammalia, Rodentia, Muridae. Gene Ontology annotation, cellular component: membrane. The coding region runs from base 9660 to 10364 and encodes 234 amino acids. Gene Ontology annotation, molecular function: GTPase activator activity. The transcript has 9 exons. Gene Ontology annotation, biological process: signal transduction.
ACCCUGCAGUGCUGGGUUCAAAUUCAGCGCAAGGAAAGUGAGUCAAGCCACCGAGAGGCUGUGCCGCUGUGGAGAAGUCAAUCCAGCAUGCAGGCUGCGCUGCGGCUGCACGAUGCUUAACUGUGGUGUGGCAUCCUCUCUUUAUGAAUCUGCAUCUAUUCUCCAGUUGCACACACCCAUCUACCUGAAAUUCACAAAUAAACCAUAGUAAUAACAUAAUUUCAAUUACUCACUUUGUCGAAGGCAAUUUAAGCAUCUUAUUAUUUUGGAUCUCUUUUUUUUUUUUUUUAAGUCCAUGCUUCUGGUGUUAAAUGCAUCCAAGUCUGCAUUACUGAUUUGCAUUCCCCCUUCAUGCCACACCCCUCCACUAAGACUAUGUAUACUGCACAGAUAAUCGGUCUCUAAAGGAAUGUCACAUGGCACCCAUCAGACAGAUGAGUGAGCCUCAUGUUAGCUGCCCACCUCUGUGCCCUGGAGCUCCAGUGUCCUAACACCACCCUGACUCUUUCCAAGGGCACCUGUAUCCUGGUGCAGUAGUUAGCCCUUGCCAGAUACUAGACGUACAGAGUCAUAGCUGAACCCUCAUUUUGGAAGUUGAAAUAGGAACCAGAACCAAUCAGAUUUCGGAUGAGGAUGGGUGCACGUGGAAGAAGAAGAAGACGUCAAUCAUCGGAUUAAAGUGUUGAUCAAAUGUCCCCUGUAUGGCUUCUCAGUGACCUACAGUCACUGCACUGUGUGGAAGACUGUGCUUCUGGAGCGGAGGAGGCCCUGGGCCAAGAGAAGACACGAGGCCCUGGCUCCCCUUGCCUAUCUCUUUGGCAAAGUUCUGUUUGCAUUGAUCCAACCCUGUGACGAAUAUCAGAAUUCAGAGGACAGAUGCAAUGCUCAGGGGAUGAAAUUCAACCAGUGCCGGCCAGUGGAGCCUUGACCUUGCCAGCGAUUACUUCACAAAGAAGUCUCUGCUGCUUUUGAAUUCAAUUACACUGGACAGGGGGAGCCAGUCUCCGGUGCUCUUUCAUGAUGGAUCAGGCAUCCUCAGGAAUCCCGUGGUGCUACACACCCCUGGACCUUGCCAGGCGCCCCAGGAGUCAGGAGUUAGCCUCUUCUGAGGCAUACAAAGGUUUGGGUCCCUACAGAUUUAUUUGUUUAUUGGCUGACUGACUGAUGUUCUAAUCAUUAGAGUCUAAUGUCUUUCUCGAGGUGUGGAGAUCCUACCUCUCCUCGCUCUGUUUUUAUCUCACUCUGUUCCCGUGUGCCACUGGUAGUCUUUUGUUCCUCUGUCUUCCCCACUGGUUUCCUGUGUCAUAUGGAGGUUUCAUUUUCCAUAAAAAGGUGAGGAGAGCUGCAGAGAAAUCAGAGCAAGGCCAUGCUCCCUAGUCCUUUGAGGUCUCUGCAGCUCGCUUUUCCUGCAGGUGAGACCUCUGGAAGACAGACAGAGGCUUCAGUUGUCUCCAGACACAGCACCUCUGGCAGAUGGUGUCAUGGGGAAGAGAAAGAAAAAUACCAGUGUGCAGACAGUGAGCAAUUCCAGCUCCACAGGACAGACCCCCCUGCAAUCACUACUGGGACAGCAGUACACAACCAGACCUGUGAGACAAAAGCCUUCAGCCCAUUCCCCCUAUGUGUGUGCCUGGCUCAGAUCUCCACUCAAGCAAGAAGGAAUCUCCUACAAACCCACAGUGGUAGAGAAGCCUCUAGAAACAUCUGUGUCCUAUCAUUAGAAACCUGGGACCAAAGAGGCACCAAAAAGAAUAGGCUGAGGAGAACAGAGAAGAGGAACAGGAAACAGGAAGGGGAGCCCACAACACUGUAGGAUACUGUCAGCAUGCCACAGGUAGACUCCUGUCUUCCUGACUGCUCCCCCCUCUGUCAAUAAAGUACGUCAGUCACUCACAAUUGUUCUUACCCCAGGCCAGUGACCACAGCCUCACUGCUCAGUGUCCCAUGGGAGCAAGUUUCCCUUGGCAAACAUGUACUGACAUCAUCUGAUGAUGGACGCUUGUUGGCAUAUGAUCGUCAUUAUAAAGCAAUGGAUUUCAUAAAGGCAUUCAUGCAAGUACAUCAUGUACUCCAACUAUAUUCACCCCUCCCCCACACCAAGAUUUCUAAAGCUUCUUGAGUAGUUCUAAUUAACAUCUGGGAACCACUGAAUUAUUUUAGCUAAGUAAAUCCCCACCUACGCCCAGAAGAGAUCUUAGCAACAGGUCUGACUUCCUCUGGAGUGAAGAAUCCAUCAGACUUGAUUGAAUUAGAAAUAUGGGUGCAAGCUCAGGACCAUGCAGUAGUCCCUGAACACACACAGUGUGGCAGCCCUGUGCUCAGGCCUUUCUGUGCAGUACCCAGCUGGACCCAACGAAGAUUGCUCAGUUCCCUUCUAUUGGCAAAGCACCUUGGGGGUUCUCUGCACAGCUUCUAGUCUUCAUGUUCUGACUCUCUGUCUCCCAGACACCAUGCAGGUGGGGAUGUUUCCCAGAUGCGGAGGGGGAAAAUGAUCUUACAAGUUAGGGGCUCGCAAGCACAGUGCUGGAGGCUGCAAGGACUCGGGGUGGGGAAGGCCGCCCCUUUUACUGUAGAGCAAAACAAUACAAGCAUACUUGGAGCUGUUUUAUUAACUAUACAAGAAUCAUGGAAAAGCUAUAGGUAUGGAUGGGCUAACAGACCAGCCCGCUUGUGGUCUCUAAAGCUCCUUCAGUCCCUCUGACUGUUGACUGAGCAGGGUUUCCUACCUGCCCCAGCUUUCUCUUCUCCAUACCUAUGGGCUGUAUGGUGAGCAAGCAGACCAUCUGUUGAAGGAGUGUGUCAUUUACAUGUAUAAAGCCACGAAUUAAUCUCCAGGCUUUAUGCAGACAGACAAGUGCUCUCCCAUUACUGAGCCAUUACUCAGACACCACAGCUGUGGCCCUCUAGGGUCUUCCGCCACCAUCCUCUUCUUCACCACAGCUCAGGGAUGGACUUUGAACGUGUUUCUUGGCUUCAACUUCUCACCACAGACACUUGAGCCUCUCCCGAGUUUAUCCUCCCACACCUUAGAGAUGUUGGCCUAAGUAGCCAGAGCGACUACUUGAGGCAGGAUGCUUAUUUUCAACACGAAUAGAAACGAUUGCCCUUGCUUUGGCCCUGCCAAGCUGUGCCUGAGUCAUGUGUCUUCUGGGGCGGCACCGGGAAUGCCAGCUUGACGUUUCUCAAAGCUGUCGGGUUUGUGAGAAGCUGCUGCUGGCCUCGCUUUCUCGGGGGAUAUGGGUCACAAUGGGGAGCUGGAGGCGGGUCUGCCAUCCAAAUGUUACUGUGUGUUUCUCUCUUCAAGGUCAGUAAGGAUUUACUCAAAAGUCACCUUGGCCUCAGGACGUUUGUCAAGCAUCAGCAUUUCUUAGGAGGUAUCUUCUUUGGGCAAGACCAAUCCCCUACCCUGAAAGGAAGCCAAAGCUGCUAAAGGCAGGGGACAGGGCCAUGUGCUCGAUGAAGCGGGAGGACACUGGGCUGGCGUUCUAGAAGUCCUGAUCGGUGGCACUACUUUGCUUCUAACUUGCUUGAAAACCUUGGGCAUACUAUUCCACCUCUAUGGGCCUUAGCUUCCUUAUCUGUAAGAUGAAAGGACUGCACACACAGCUGCUUGCCAGGAACAGGGGUCAGGCUUAACCCAUUGUGUUAGCACAUAUUAUGGGAUAACUUCUUCCCCUCGUGCUAAUGAAUAAACGAGGAAAGCUCAGUCCUGUUUUCCUGUUGUGUGACCAGAGCUACUUUCAUUCUUUGCUAUUCAUGACCAAUGCCAUAACUUGCAGGGACAGAAACAUUUGAACUGUCUGUCAAUGGGAUGUUUCUGCAGAAUCAGCUCUUAGUUUACUAAGUUCUUUGCCCAGAAGUCUUUCUUGGCUCUGAUACAUCCAGGCAAGCUAAACAUAUGGGAUAUGAUAAAGAAUAUAUACAGGAAUAUGAUAAAGAAUAAGACACCAUCAAGUGAAGCCAAGUGAAAGCCAUGUGCACCCAGAAGAGCUCGUGCUGAGAGGGACAUGGAUGGGGAGUAUGGUGGGAGGCCAGGAAAGGGUAGAAGGUGACGAGGAACAGGCAAGAUCAAAGUGCAAUGAGACAAGAUAGAAGUGUACUCUGAGAAGUUUCAAGGUUACAGUUGUGGUCCCCUCUUACUAGGGCUUCAUGUGUUUAUGUGUAUAAACUCAAAUUUUAAGCUAUACUGAGCUGAAUUGCUUAUUUUCUAGAUAUACAUCAGCUGUAAAGAUUUGCCAAAAACCUAAGAAAGAAGUCCUAUAAAGAAGGACCUCUGUGUUUGGAGCGUCAUAGUGAUGAACAGUAACUCCCUGUGUGUAGUAAAACUCCUCGGCUGCAGACCCAUCUGCUGGUCUAUGACCUAUCAUGAGCAAGAGCAAGGCUGGAUAUAAUGGGUGUCCAGAGACCAGCAUGGAGCCUCACUCUGAGGAGCUGGCCACCCCAUGUUGGUCAAUUGCCCACAGGCUUGUCUGGUGGCUAGCUAGGGUGGGUGGGUAGAUGCCUGGAUGGGAAAGACUAAGCGGCUGUAAAGCGUCUAUAGAAGUAGCUAAUCUAUACCUCUAAUAGACUUUAAAUAUAUAUUUCUAUUGUCCUAGAACAUAAAAAUAAUUUAUGUAAGCUGAAAUAUCAGAGCCUCCAGUCAGUUAAACUAUUUUUAUACUGUAUGUAGAACAAUGUUUUUCUCAUAGUAGAAAAAAAGCAAAACCAUUGUUUUAUGUUUGCUUUGUCUGCACAGAGAAAAAUAAAACAAAACUACAUUCUACAUGAAGUUUCCACUGUUGGUAACAUGAUACACAUUAAUCCUUUUUUAAAAGCCAUUAAUUUAGCAUAAAAGAAAUUAAUGGGGGGGGGCUUGUCCUCAAGGACAUUAGCUUUUAAUGUUUAAGAAGAAAUGAUUUACAACAGAACCUACCUCAAAUAUCAUUGCUAAACAACAAACUGGAGUGAAAAAGAAAAAAAUAUCCAUUGUUACAUGUUCUGUAUAGGCUAGGCUUGCAUUGUAUUCAUACUCCUCCUAUCAACACUCUCAAGUUCUGGGGAUGCAGGUACACCUACCACACUGUGUUUGGUAACCCCAUCUGAAUUCAUCAUUCUUUGGGUACCACUUUUUUUCAGUAAAGACUACAAUUUUGCCUUUUGUGCGAAAUGUGUUCUUUUUCCUCCCAUCAUGCCUAUUGCACCCUGUCAUCAGAACUGUAAGACUAUUAUCCUUUGCUGAAUCGGGGCUCCUACGGAUCCUGAGAGGGGAGUCCAGGGCAUCAGCUGGGCCAGUAGGGUGAUUCUUCCAGAUGAGAUGACAGAACCCAAGUUGGGAAACCAGGCAGAGCAAUAGAACGUGGCAUAACAGCCACUGACCAGGCAUUUGUGCCCCAAACAGCAAUAGGCACCAAGCUCCCACCACCCAUAACUCUCCUCUGAGUCUUGGUCUUUGGACACAGGGCAUUGACUUAUUUUCUGGACAGACUCAGAGUCAAGGAAGAAAGGACAGUGGCUUCUGAUCUUUAAGACGUAGCUUUCAGAGAUAAAGACUUCUGUGAGAGACUAUUUCUUAGCCCUAUUAAGGGGAGGGAUGUGAAAAUGAUGGGUGUGAGUGCCAGGCCCUUGAGGCAGUAGCCAGAGAUCUUGGGACUUUAGACUCACUGGCACCAGGACACUGACAAGGUCACAAUCUGGAAUGUUGGUAUUCAGAUGACACCCUGGGCUCUGUCCAGUAAGACAUUGUGGCAACUCGGCAGGACCCACAAGAUCCAAAAGGAGCCCAACUCAGCUACCUUCCCAUUACUGUGAUAAAAUACCAUGACCAAAAGCAGCAUGGGAAGGAGGGGGUGCAUUUCAGCUUCACUUCAGUAGCACACUCUGUCACUGAGGGAACUCAAAUAGGGCAGGAAUGUGGAAGCUGAUGCAGAAGCCAUGAAGGGAUGCUGCUUACUGGCUUGCACUCUGUGGCUUGCUCAGCCUUGCUUUCUUAUAUACUCUAGAACCACCUGCCGAGGGCUGGCCCCACUCACGAUGAGCCAGGCCCUCCCCCAUCAAUCUCUAAGAAAUGCCUCCAGAGUGCCCCCACAAGCACUUUCUGGCAUGGCCAUUUUCUCAAUUAAAGUUCUUUCUUCCCAAAUGACUCAUCUUAUGUCAAAUUGACAUAAAACCAGCCAGCAUACUGUCCUAGUUCUUCUGGAACCUGGCAUGGCAUACCACAGGUGACACGCCCUGCCUGGGAUUAACACAGCCGAAGGGCUCUUAUCUGUGGCAAUUACUUACCCUCAUCCACCAGCCAGGAAUGACUCACUGUUCAGGAGACAAGAUGGUAAUAUCCAUAUCUGCCCACCUCAAGGUCAUCCAGGACUACAGGCAAGACCAGUGUCCAUCUUCUUGUGUGUGCAUUAUGUGGGGCAGGCAGGGCUUUUGGCUAAACCUAAUCAGGAUACAUAACUCUGCUGAUUCAUUACUGCGCUGCAGACAUCAAACUAUGUUUUCUGUUUUGAUGGAUACAACCCUCCUGCCAUUAAGCACUGAGUCUCCCACACAUUAUUUAUUGGUUUUAUAUUGGCACAGGCAAAUCUCAAAAAUACUAAUCUGUUUAAAACACCGGUAAUCUGUAACCCUGAAAGAUAGGGAUAUAUAUGGAAUUUUCCAACCUUGCCACACAGUAACUUGAAAUAGCUAUGUAUUUUAAGGAAAAUAAAUUUGAUGCCUUCAUGUGUGGUGUAGAAGUUGGCCAGUCAGCAAAAUGCUUUCUUUCUUGUUUGUUUGAUUUUUAAAGAUUUAUUUACUUUAUGUAUCGAGUAUACUGUCGCUGUCUACCAGAAGAGGCUAUUUAAUCCCAUUACAGAUGGUUGUGAGGCACCAUGUGGUUGCUGGGAAUUGAACUCAGGACCUCUGAAAGAGCAGUCAGUGCUCUUAACCACUGAGCCAUCUCUCUAGCCCCAGCAAAGUGCUUUUUGAACAAGCUUAAGAACUUGGAUUUAGAACCCAGAAUCCAUGUUUAAAAGUUCAGAUUUAGUUGCAUACACUAGAAUAUGAAGCCCUACAGGUCCAGAGCCUCCUGACUAUGGGGAUGUACUAUUGUGCUGUGCAGGGAACCUUGAGAUAAUGAGGCACAAAGAGUUGAGACACUUGACACAGUUUCUCCACCAGGGGGAAAAAGCUGAAGCUGAAACCCUAAUCCAGCCGGCCUAGCUUCAGCUUCCGCUGCUAACAAGAAAAUCUGAGCAGGGGAGCCCUUCACUGUUUCUAAGUUUACAACAUCAGUCACUACUACCUAUGUUCUGCAUGUGUGCAUGUGGGUGUGUCUACAUGUGGCUAUGUGUGUCUUUGUGUGUGCCUGUGCAUAUGUGUGUAUAUGCAUUUGCAUGUGUGUGUGUGUGUGUGUUUGUACAAGUGAGUGUGUGUGUGUGUGCGCGCGCGCGUGUGAGAGAGAGAGAGAGAGAGAGAGAGAGAGAGAGAGAGAGAGAGAGGGAGAGACAGAGAGAGACAGAGAGAGACAGAGAGACAGAGAGACAGAGAGUGCCACUGCAUGGAUGUGGAGGUCAAAGGUGACAACCUUAGGUCCUUAGGUGUCAACCCUGGAUUUCUACUCUAUCUGAGACAGGUUCUGGCUUUUUUGAUGCUCACCACUUUAUAGUCCAGGCUAGCUGACCUUCAAGCUUUUAAGAAUUCUCCCCUCUCUGCCUCUUCUUCCACAGGAGUACUGAGAUUACAGAUGUGUGCUGCACACCUGAUUGUAUGUAGCUUCUUUGGACUCACACUCCUGUCCUCCUUGCACUGCAGGCUCGUUACCCGGCAGCUACUGAGCAUCUCCUAGCCCUUAAGACCUUGCUCUAUGUUUCUCCGCAGUGACUUUCUAGCUCAUCAACCUCUGUGUUUACUGUCUGCUUACUGACAUCCCUCUCCCUGUUUACUCGCCUAACCCUGUGCUUGAUAAACAACGGCUACUUUAGAAAGAUUGGCUGAAGAAGAGAAGGGACAAGAUAUAUUUCUGCAGUUUAUCCAAGAAUAAUUUUCUUGCCUUAAAAACGGGCCAAGGUCAAAUUACUUGUGGUCCUUUCAGAAUGAACUGUCUUGUCCUGGAAGAGUUGGCCUUGCAUGUUGGUGUGACCCGUGCUCCUCACAGAGCUGUAGCCACAACUGUGGCCAUGGAACAUCACCACACUCUGACUCCCCUGAGGCCACAGACUUGGCCUUAUGCAGGUUUUACCAAAUGGUAGAGUCUGAAAAUCCCAGCCUCCACCCACUACAGAGGCUAGAAGGAAGCUGAAAUUCUAUGUGGAAUGCACAAGUCUCUAUAUGCAGUUCAGAAUACUGAGUCCUCUAUACUGGGCAAGCCGCAGCCGCACAGCUGGGAGUGGCAUCAAAGGGUGGUUUGUUUGGGUGAUUGUUCACUGUACAAAGCACAGUAGGGAUUGGAGAUGUUUUUAUUUGUGACAAAAUGAAAAACUAUUUAACAAGCAUCUCUGUCAUUUGAAUCUGGGACUGUUCAUACACAGAAACCAGUGGGUUACCUUCAUUCCCCCACCCUUAGACAAAAACAGGCAUACUCCACCCGCAGAGCAAUGAACGUUCUAUUAAACCCCCAGAGCUCUCUCAGACACAUUCUGCAAUGCUGCUCUGAAAAUUGUCAUUCCUUAGCCAAAAAAAAAAAAAAAAGAAAAAAAAAAAGAAAAAAGAAAAAAGAAAAAAAAGACAUUUGGUAACUGUGUAGCUUCCAGAAGAAAUUUAUCUGGCUCAACUAGGUAACAGUGACAGGGACAGAGCAAGAGUCAGAGGAGGACACCUGGUUUCUACUUUGUAAUAAAACCCAUAAGGCAAUUAAUCUUUUGGCCAGAGGUGAAGAGUCACAUGACAACACAAAACUACAAAGAGAGGAGACAAAUAUGGAACACGAGAAGGACAGAGAACAAGGGGACACCAGCAGCUGGGCCCGGGCUGGCAGCUGCUCCCCUCGGCCUGCACAUGGCUUGCUUGUAGUUUAGCUUUGGCAUCAUAAUCCCUAAUGGUUUAUGACACGCCUUUAAGAAGCUUCGAUGGCAGUGUUCCAUCUCCCUAAAGAUAACCCUACCGUGCUUCGGUAGGUUCAGCACUGGAGAAAUUUGGCUAAGAUGAUUAAAGGUCUCCUUUAAGGACAGGCUCUGAUGUGAAGCUAGUCACCCAGCUGCCCUACAAGUCAACUGUCUGCUGAAAUGUGUGAUCCAUGGCCUGUCCCCUAGUGCUUUGUCCAUAGGGUGGAGUAUCCUUGUUUCGACAUCAAAAUGUCUAGGAACCAUCAGUUGCCAGCCAACAUCUCUGACACUGGUCUCUGUAAAAACAGCGGGACAGGUCAUAUAGAAGAGAUAUCAAUUACAGCUUUGUAUCAGCAAUCCAGCCAUCGUCUGCUGCCGCUGAGGUUCUCUGGCCUAUAAGAAGUCUGAAUGGCCCUUCAGUGUAGGACUCAUGGGUAACGAAGCCACAGUGUACAGAGGAGAAGAGAGCAUACUGGAUCUUUACAGAAUCAGAAGUCAGCUUGAUACAUGAUUGUGAACUAAAAACACUUCUGAAAAAUCUCUUCACUGGUCCGAAGAGCUGCCCUCACACACAACGACAACCACUUCAACUAUGAGAAGACACACAACUUCAAGGUGCACACAUUCCGGGGCCCACACUGGUGUGAAUACUGUGCCAAUUUUAUGUGGGGGCUCAUCGCCCAGGGAGUCCGGUGUUCAGAUUGUGGGUUAAACGUACACAAACAGUGCUCCAAGCACGUCCCCAAUGACUGCCAGCCAGAUCUCAAGAGGAUCAAGAAAGUGUACUGCUGUGACCUCACCACGCUUGUCAAAGCUCACAACACUCAGAGACCCAUGGUGGUGGACAUAUGUAUUCGGGAAAUUGAAGCAAGAGGAUUAAAGUCAGAAGGGCUUUACAGAGUCUCUGGAUUCACAGAACACAUUGAAGAUGUCAAGAUGGCGUUUGACAGAGAUGGUGAAAAGGCGGAUAUCUCUGCCAACAUCUACCCAGACAUAAACAUCAUCACUGGAGCCCUGAAACUGUACUUCCGAGACUUACCCAUCCCUAUCAUCACAUAUGACACCUACUCCAAAUUUAUAGAGGCAGCAAAAAUCUCCAAUGCGGAUGAGAGGCUGGAAGCUGUCCAUGAGGUCCUGAUGCUGCUGCCUCCUGCCCACUAUGAGACCCUGCGCUACCUGAUGAUCCACCUGAAAAAGGUUACCAUGAAUGAAAAGGACAAUUUAAUGAAUGCCGAAAAUCUGGGGAUCGUGUUUGGGCCCACCCUGAUGAGACCCCCUGAGGACAGCACCCUCACCACCCUCCAUGACAUGCGGUACCAAAAGCUGAUCGUGCAGAUUUUAAUAGAAAACGAAGAUGUUCUGUUUUAAUCCACCAGGGAAGUGAGCUGAUAGAGCUAGUGGAAUAAAAACGUUUCUCACACUUGAUUUGUUUAUUCAAACAAGUGGCAGAAUUUCCUGGACCACAGUGGAUCGCAGAGUUGGGGACUGUGUCUCCCGCCUCCACGUGAGAGCAAGGGUGAGGGUAGGAAACCCCUUACCUUGGGUCUUUUGCCGUGCCUCGUAUGUAUGUCUGUUUUGCUGGAAGAGUGAUUAAUAAAUCUUUCUUUAACUUAUUAAAAAAAAAAACUAGACUUUUAAGCUUCGGUCUUAACAGUAAUAAAAGGGAACUUAGUUCAUAAAGGUACUUGGUACAGUAUGCAUUUCCCACCUUCAAAAAGAGAAGACAAUUCUAUAUGUUAAAUGUUAAAUGAAACCUAUAUUGUAAGAUGUAUUUUAUUUUAGCUGCAAGAAUGUUAUUUUAUUUUAGCAAAUAGAAUCCAAUGCAGUGCGUUGGUUAUGGCCCUGUAUCUUGUCCCCUUCUUGCUGUGAUGCCUGGUGAACGUUGACCGUGAAUGCAGUGUCACCUUGACAUACCUCUGUCCCGAUGAGUUCUUCCAUGAGAGUUCACACCUCCUCGUGCCCCUGCUUUUCACAGCUCCUGCUCCUCAGCACUGGCUUUUCUGCUGUGAGAUAGUGUAUGUUCAUAGUGUUUCUAGGCUGGUCUGAAGCAUCUGCCAAUUUCCUUUCUGUGGGCUUUUUGAGGCUUCCCAAAGGAUGUUAUGGAAUUAGUCAUGGCCUCUCCAUAUCUCCCGUGUACAUCCUAUUACGUGCAGUGUGCACCGCUACACAAAAUGACUUGAGGACACUGGAUGCAGCUGGACGGUGUCACAGAAUUAGCACUUUCCCUCUCCUCAGCCAGGCCCUUGAGACUGAUGCCAAUGGCAAGUUGAAAUUCUUUGCCGCAUUUCCAUAUGGAUGAAUCAUGAACCUUGAAGGAUCAUUGUUGAAUCUUGUUCCUUUCUUUCAUUUUAUAAACCAAUUAUUAAAUUAUGAAUAGAUAAGGUUGGUAUCUUUUAAUCAAAUGUUUUUCCUUCAUAAAAGUUGCUCUGUAUGGAAGAUAAUUUAACAUAAUUUUAUUACUAGAAACACAUCCUGUCGGUUAUAUUUAUCUUAGCAUGAGAUUUCCACACCAAGAUCUCUAUAUUUUGUAACAUAGGCAAAAAUAUUUAAAACAGCAAAAACUGUACAUUUAGAUUUUUAAAGCCAGUGACUUUCCCUUGAUUGUCUGAGAUGACCCACACACUGACAAGUCUUGCUUAGAGUGCCCAGAAGAAAACUGCCCUGUUACAGUGAUAGAGACUGCAGAAGUGCUCUAUUAGCCUCCCCAGGCCCUGCAGGCAGAAUCGUGGCAUCUGGGGCUCAGUUUGGCUUGCUCUCUGCUGUCACUGUCCCUCAUGACUGUACAGAUUUGUUUGUUGUGGCUUCUGUUCUUCUUGAUACUGUCAAUAAUAAUCUGGAAAUGGUUUUAUUUUGUGAAGUGAGCAAUACUUUGUAAUUUAUGACAGUGUAAUGGAAGGAAAACCAUUCCAUGUAUUAAAUACUCUGUCCAUCA